Messenger RNA from Jatropha curcas, 3085 nucleotides. Its product is annotated as Zinc finger C-x8-C-x5-C-x3-H type family protein. Gene Ontology annotation, cellular component: U2AF complex. Lineage: Eukaryota; Viridiplantae; Streptophyta; Magnoliopsida; Malpighiales; Euphorbiaceae. The record is from RefSeq and is a predicted model, not a curated record. Gene Ontology annotation, biological process: mRNA splicing, via spliceosome. Gene Ontology annotation, molecular function: RNA binding; metal ion binding.
ACCUGAAAAUUCGAGAAGAAAUCUUUCGUACACUCUGCAAACACAUGAACUAGAUUAAUCACAGACGCAAUGAACCCUGGCUAGAACAGAGAAAAAUCCAAGUAGAUUAAUGGAGGAUCCGAUUGUUAAAGUAGAACAGAAGUCGGCGGUGAUGGACAGGAAGGAUAAGAGGAGGGAGAGAAAGAAGAUAAAGAGGAAGCAAUUAAGGAGAGAGCUGGCCGAGAAGAGGAGAGAAGAGGAGGAGAGGAAAUUAAACGAUCCGGAGGAGCAGAGGAGAGCUAUGGAGAUGGAAGAAGAGGAGAGGCAAAGGAUGGAGAAAGAGAGAAAGGAAUUUGAGGAGCGAGAGAGAAAGUGGUUAGAAGAUAUGGAAAGAAAGAGGAAAGAAGAACAAGAAGAAGAAGAAGAAGAGGAAAGAAGGAAAGCUUUGGAAGUAGAGGAAAGAGCUAAGAGAUUGCAGAUUGAGAAGGAGAACCAGUUUGAUGAGGAUGAUGAUUGGGAAUAUGUAGAAGAGGGGCCUGCAGAAAUUAUCUGGCAAGGAAAUGAGAUAAUUGUUCGGAAGAAAAAGGUGAAGGUUCCAAAGAAGAAAGCAGAUCAACAGUGUACAAAUGAGAAUUCUGAUAGACCUACAUCAAAUCCACUUCCUCCGCAAUCUGAAGCUUUUGCUGAGUACCAAAAUGCAUCAAUAGCUUCAGCUGAACAGAUGCUUGAUAAUGUUGCUCAACAAGUACCUAAUUUUGGAACUGAGCAGGAUAAAGCUCAUUGCCCCUUCCAUUUAAAGACUGGUGCAUGUCGGUUUGGCCAGCGCUGCAGCAGAGUUCAUUUUUAUCCUGAUAAGGCAUGUACAUUACUAAUGAAGAACAUGUAUAAUGGUCCUGGCCUUCCUUUGGAACAAGAUGAAGGGCUCGAGUACACGGACGAAGAGGUUGACCGCUGUUAUGAAGAAUUUUAUGAGGAUGUGCAUACAGAGUUCUUGAAGUUUGGAGAAAUCGUGAAUUUCAAGGUUUGUAAAAAUAGUUCGUUCCACUUGCGUGGGAAUGUUUAUGUGCAAUAUAAAUCGCUGGAUUCAGCUGUACUUGCUUAUCAUUCUCUCAAUGGUCGCUACUUUGCUGGCAAACAGGUAAAAUGCGAAUUUGUCAAUGUGACGAGAUGGAAGGUUGCCAUAUGUGGGGAAUAUAUGAAGUCAAGACUCAAGACAUGCUCUCGUGGAACAGCUUGCAAUUUUAUCCACUGUUUCCGUAAUCCAGGUGGGGACUAUGAAUGGGCUGACUGGGAUAAACCACCACCUAGAUAUUGGGUGAAAAAGAUGGUUGCUUUAUUUGGUUACUCAUAUGAAUCUACAUAUGAGAAAAAGAUGGAGCAAGAAAAAUUUGAGCAGAUGAGGAUGUCUAGCAGUAAAAUGCCACCUAAUACAGACAGGCUUCGUGCAAGGUCUAGAUCCAGAGACAUAGAUCACUUGCUUCCUUGUUCUGGUAAGACUAGUGAUGAUGAAGAUGAUAUUCAAGAAGGCACCCACCGGCACUGGCACACAGAUGAUGGUCAGAAACCAAAUAGAAUCUUUAAUGAAAAAUCAUGCAAAGAGGAUCAUUAUUAUCAUGAGCGCCGAAGCUAUGAUUCUAAUUCUGAUGGAGGUUGGUCAGACAGGGACUUUAAUAGAGGCAGAAAACGAGAUAAGCAUCACAGUGGUAUGAGAAAAAUGUCUAAAGACCAUGGUAAAACAUCAGAACACCCCACUGAUUGGUCUGGUGAUAAGAGAAAUUAUAGGAUCCAUGAGGCCGAUUCCAGUGAACUGUCUGAUGGGAGCAGAAAAAGACGAUCACACCAUGCUCACACCAAAAGCUCAGAAUACACAGAAAAAGAGGCAUUGCAGGAUGUCAAUAGCGACAGGAAGGAUGAAUCUCAACGAGUAGAUGAAUAUAAAUCAGAUAGAGAAAGAGAGAGAGAAAAACACCAAAGUCUCAGCAGGAAAAGCUCAAGGCACCAGAGCAAAGUACAGUCGCCAGAUGAUCUUGGAGAACUACUUCUUGGUACUGAUUCUACAGAAGAUUUGUCCCACAGAAAUAGAGAGAAACGCAGACAUCAUCAUAACACAAGGGAAAGCUCAUCAAGACACCAGAGCAAUUUCUCAAAGUUCACUGAUGAUUAUUGGGAUGAUAAGCACAGGACUUGUGAUACUGAUUCUGAUGAUGAGUGGUUAGACAAGAAAAGACAUGGUAGUCAUAAAAGGAGACGCUCAAGGCAAGUUGAAUUAGAAAUUCCAGAUGAUGCAGGGACAACUGCUAAGAGUUUGAAAGAGAAAUCUCAUAGUGAGGAGGAAACUGAAAUAGGAAAAUCUCAUCUAAAAAGAAAGCCAAUGGAUCAUUCGUUUAGCAGAAGAAGCCAUUCAAGCAGAGGAUAUAGUGAUACAAAGUCUCUUGAUGAGAGCUUGAAAUUGAGUCAUGAGAUCAGUUAUGCUAAAGAAAUUACUGAACAGGAUCGUUGGAAGCCCGAUAGUCCUGAUACUAUUGGUACUGGGAGUUACGGGUAAGUCCAUAGCAAGAUUGCAACUCAAAUUUAUUAUGGAAUGUUUAAAAGUUAAGAUUUGAGAAAGAAAGUUCAGGAUCUGAAAACAUUCUCUUGAAACGCCAUAAUUUACUGAUGUUAAUGAAAAGACUGCUGGAACAAGAAAAUGUUGCAAGUUUCAUGCUGGAAACACAUCAAUGGGGCUCUUUUUCUGUAGCCUUCUAAGGGACAAGCACUAAAAAAAUCAGGGAAGAGCAAAAGAUCUCUCCUCAUAAGCAUCGUGGUGCAUCUUAAAGAAAUUGUUUUGGGUCAUAAUGCGUUUGUUUUGCGAUACUUGGAGUUUAUAGCCACACUACAUCAGCAAGAAAGGAAGCUUGAUUUUCCGGAAGGUCUCCUGAAUCCUGACGUAGGUGUCACAGCAAUUUACCAAAUCUGGACCUUUAAGAAGAAGAAACAUUUUACUGACGCUUUUUGUAAUGAAGUAUUAUGGAACAUUUACUAGGAUUUACUAUCAUAUGUAGUAACAUUUGCAACAAAGAAAUUAGAAAGAAAGCUUAAGAAACAGGAGGAAAUCAUUACUUCAAAA